This is a messenger RNA of Suillus fuscotomentosus, 897 nucleotides long. RefSeq lists its product as uncharacterized. The transcript has a single exon. The annotation marks the transcript as partial. The record is from RefSeq and is a predicted model, not a curated record. NCBI's taxonomy places the organism in Eukaryota, Fungi, Basidiomycota, Agaricomycetes, Boletales, Suillaceae.
AUGCUCAAGAAGACAGGUGUAUCCGAUCCAGAGUGUGACAAUAUUAGUGGACGAACAUUUGUCGCUGCUGCUAUCAAAAACUUAUUUUCGGAGAAUAGUGUGUUGCCUGACCUUGUUGUGCAUCGAGGACUUGAGCCAGUUAAUGAAUACAAUAAUCCUGAUCUCAUACCAGGCAUGUAUCCUACUCUUUUUCCGUUUGGAAUUGGAGGUUUCGAAGAUAAAUCUUGGCCUGUGAGCAUUUCGUUCCAGCAGCAAGCUCAGUAUUAUUUGAAUAUUGUCGAUCGAUCUUUUUGUUACCAUCACUCCUUUAUGUUUGUUGUGUUGAACAUGAUACAACGUCACACAGCACAUCUCCAAACAUCCUUUACGGUUCGUCGUUCACACUUCCAUCAUGUAGCUCAGAACCUCACUCAGAUCUCACCCACAAUUCUGGACAGUCUUGCGACAAAGCUCGAGCGUGAGCAUAAGUUCUCUGAUCUCGCACCUGCUGAAAAAAAUGCACUCAAUCUUUUGAAGCAUGUAAACACAAUCGCGGCUCGCAUCCCAGGCUCUCAAGCCUCAAAGAUAUAUGUCCAUAAUGAGAUUCGUAGUUAUUUCAGCUACUUUGGUUUGCCUCAUCUGUUUUUCACAUUUAACCCGAGCCCUGCUCAUAGUCCAAUCUUUCAGGUGAUGUAUGGUGACAGUACUGUUGACUUGUCCCAAAGAUUCCCUCAGCUUGUUUCUGGAUGUGAACGUGCAAUUCGUCUUGCUCAUGACCCUGUAGCGGCAGCAGAUUUCUAUGAAUUCUCAUUCGAGUGUUGUUUUGAAUAUCUUCUUGGCUGGAAUUUUCGGAUGCAUUCUUCUUCGCCUAGUGGUGGUCUCCUUGGACGGGUGCGUGCAUUUUAUGGUUCAUCUGAG